Messenger RNA from Stegostoma tigrinum, 4542 nucleotides. Its product is annotated as protocadherin-10-like. Bases 164 to 2548 code for a protein of 794 amino acids. Gene Ontology annotation, molecular function: calcium ion binding. The record is from RefSeq and is a predicted model, not a curated record. NCBI's taxonomy places the organism in Eukaryota, Metazoa, Chordata, Chondrichthyes, Orectolobiformes, Stegostomatidae. Gene Ontology annotation, biological process: homophilic cell-cell adhesion. Gene Ontology annotation, cellular component: plasma membrane. The transcript has a single exon.
ACAAGAACUGAAACAGAUCCUGCUUUAGUUCAUUUUGCGGGACAAAAGUGAAUUCACCUUCGGCUUUUGGAUACAUCCGAUAAUCUGUGCUAUAUGAUUGGCCUGCUCUUGCCCUUUAUAGAGUGUCGUUUUGUUUUUUCGCGCCUCCAAAAUACAGCUGACAAUGGCAGGGCCAUCAUGCAUCACCGCCUUAAAAUACAAACUAUUCAAUUUAAUGUUACUUGUACAUUUGUCAGACUUGGCUUUCGGAAAUAUUCGCUACUCCAUUCGCGAGGAAAUGGAACCUGGCUCUUUCGUUGGAAAUGUCGCAGAGGAUUUAGGAUUGGACAUUCGCAGGCUGUCAGCUCGACAAUUCCGGCUGGCGUCUGCUAGUAAAAGACAGUGCCUGGAGGUGAAUAUGGAGACGGGUAUUUUAUUUACUAAGGAAAGGAUAGAUCGAGAGGAACUGUGUGGACAGAUAUCAGUUUGUGUUCUUCCAUUUGAGAUUGUAGUAGAACAACCUUUGGAGAUGUACCGCGGUGAAGUGGAGGUUAUUGAUAUCAAUGAUAAUUCGCCCAGAUUCCGGGAGAAUACCAUCCUCUUACAAAUGGCGGAAUCCAUUGCUAUAGGCUCCCGAUUUCCGCUAGAGAGCGCUCUCGAUCCAGACAUGGGCAUAAAUACAGUCACGACUUAUAACCUGAGCCCAAAUGCACACUUCAGUCUACAAGCGGAGACUGCCGAAGACGGUGCUACAAUUGUCGAGCUGUUGUUGGGGAAACCGUUGGACCGCGAAAGCCAGUCAUCCUUUCAGCUGAUGCUGACAGCUACCGACGGAGGGAGUCCUCCCAGAUCCGGGACUGCUCGCAUUCUCAUUACGGUGCUGGACAGCAACGAUAACGCGCCGGUAUUCGAUCGCAAAAUUUACAGGGUCGACCUGAUAGAGAACGCACCCAGGGGUACCUUGGUGGCUACAGUCCGUGCCACUGAUCCAGACGAAGGUUCUAAUGCUGAGGUAACCUAUACUUUCAGUAACCGUGUUUUAAAGAAAGUACAUGAAUUGUUCAGUUUGGAUCCGCGAACAGGAGAGAUUAGAAUCAAUGGCAUAAUUGAUUAUGAAGAAGGCAACACGUAUUCGCUAGAUCUUCAAGCUGUGGACAAUGGUUCACCUGCAAUUUCAGGACAUUGCAAAGUCAUGAUUAAGGUAAUUGAUAUGAAUGACAAUGCCCCUGAAAUUUUAUUGACGUCUGUGGUUAGCAUAAUUCCAGAAAGUGCUACUCUUGGGACUGUAAUCGCUUUGAUCGACGUAAUAGAUCGUGAUAGUGGAAAAAAUGGACAGGUGCACUGUGAAGUCCCGAAGAAAGUUCCUUUUGAACUUCAAACAACUUCAAGUACCCAUUAUAAACUGAUAACCACUGCGUCACUGGAUCGCGAAGUUACUCCUGGAUAUAACCUAUCUAUUUUAGCCUGGGACUCAGGGAGGCCCCCACUAUCAUCAAAUAAAACCGUCCAGAUUUCUGUUUUUGACGAAAAUGAUAAUGCUCCAAUGUUUGCACGACGCACUUAUACAGUUUAUGUGACAGAGAAUAACUUGCCAGGUGCUUCUAUUUUCACAGUUACUGCGACCGACCCCGAUGUGGAUCAGAAUUCCUAUGUCUCUUAUUCUUUCAAAGAGAUCCUUCGAGAUUCGCCGGCGUCUACCUACCUUAAAAUUAAUUCGGUGAGCGGGACCAUUUACGCACUGCGAUCUUUUGACUAUGAGCAAGUGAAGAGCUUCCAGGUCCAAGUUCAAGCCCGUGAUGCUGGAAUUCCUCCACUGAGCAGCAGCGCAACAGUCAAUGUGAUUAUCCUGGAUCAAAAUGACAACGCACCAGUCAUCGUUUCACCCUCAGCACAGAGUGGAUCAGCAGCAGAGGUGAUUGUCCCUCAGUCAGCGGGACAAAAUUAUUUGGUCACCAAGAUAAUCGCAACUGAUGCCGAUUCUGGUCAGAACGCACGGCUAUUCUACCAGGUAGUGAGAGCCACUGACCCCAGAUUGUUCAACGUGGGGCUUAACACGGGCGAAAUCAGAACAGCCCGUGGCAUUCUGGAGCAAGAUGCAGCCACUCAAUCUCUGAUCAUCUUGGUGAGGGAUAAUGGACAGCCCACCCUCUCCAGCACCGCUACAAUCGUCUUGUUGCUUUUUGGCAACCUUACUGAAAUAUCUUCAGAAAGCAACGACUUAAUCAGGGAUACUGAACAAUUUUCCCACUUAAAUCUUUAUUUGAUCGUCACAUUAGGAUCAACAUCGUUUUUAUUACUUGUAAUUAUCAUUGUACUUUUGGGCAUAAAAUGCAAACAAGACAAGAACUUUUCUGAAAGCAAUCCCACAAUAUGUUGUUAUAAGCCAGAGGAUUCCAUUGAUGGAUAUAGUCAAAGACCAGUGCCAAAAGGUUCUGAAAAUUACUGUGGACAAACUCUCCCCAUCUCUGACACUUAUCGUUAUACUGUCUGUCUAUCACCAGAAUCAUCCAAGACUGAUUUUUUGUUCCUAAAACCUUGCAAUCCUACCUUGCCACAGGGGCAUCACUAAUUUCUUUGGAAGUUUUGGGAGUUGAGAAUUUACCUUGUUUGUUGUGAUGCCUGUUUUACGAUUGAAUGCGACAAUACUACAAUUUCAGCUGAAUUGCAUUUGCCAUUUUUCACUUCAAGAAAAGACUUCGGUUUGUUACGCACAAACUGACGUGUCAGCUAAGUAAACUGCAAAGAUUUUUGCGAAGGAAACGUUAUGACAAGAAAUCAUAUCGAUAGGACCAUAAUUAAGCUUCACCAGAAAGAGAAAUAAAGUCAAAACAUUUCAUCUCUUGCCCAUCAGAGCCACAAUGCUAGAAACCAGCAUUUGGAAAAUGAAUAAAAACAGAGAGUGGCGGAGAAACUCACAGGCUCCAGGAGCAGCUAUGGAAAAAACAAAAUAGAAUUAUGUAUUUAGUUGCUUUGGCACUCUGAAGAAGUCACAUCAGAAACUUGAAAAUAAACAAACUGUUUCACUCUCCACCGAUGCUGUCAAACUUUUCGAGUUUUGCUAGCGUUUUUUGUUUCAAUUUAUAUUUUAGACAUCCAUAUUACUUUACUUUUACUUGGAUAACAACAAAUGUUUAUACAACAAGAGAGUUUCGAGACGCAGCAAGAAUGGAUACUUGUCAAUCCUAGUCCUCAGUGCAGAUAGGUAAACUUUGAUUGUUCACGGUGCUGCCAUCGAAAACCUCUUUCUGUUGCCAGAAUCGAUUUAUCUGCUCGGAGAAGAAAUGGACAAUUACAUGUUCCUACUGCAUAGCCAAACGAACAGCGAACAAACUAAUAAGCAGGUUAUUUCAUUACUGUAAAAACUGGAGUUCCCAUUCAAAACUUAAAUUCUUGUGUCCUAGCCCUGAUGAAUGAAACAUGAAAGUUGACUUUAUAUUUCGUUUCAGUAAAGUACAAGUCUUGAUAAUUAUUUAGAAUCCUAUUUUUUGCACCCUGCUGUCAAAUAUUGCAUUUUUAUAUUGCUUGGUAUUUACUGAUAAAAAUGCUCUUUGCACAAAGUUUUCGAUAGUUAGAUAUUGAUAGGAUAGAGCAUGAACUGAUUUUCGUUCAUUGGAUUUUGUCAUCAUUUUACAAGUUUCCAUUGUCUUUGCUAGACAAGAUGGCAAAACAUGUUUUUUUCUGAAGUAAUGUCUAGACCCGAAACAUCAGCUUUCCUGCUGAUGCUGCUUGACCUGUUGUGUUCUUCCAGGUCUACACCUUGUUAUCUAUCAGCCACACCUUUGUUCAUGGAUUUUAAUGUGGAUCCUCAAAGUUACUUGGUUGUGUUUUGGAUUUUCCUUAGAUUCUUCUAGCGUUCCUGUCAAUUUGCCUGAAAGUUGAGCUUCAGUUUGAAUAUCUAGAAUCUGAAGCAUGCCUAUCAGGGACAUGGCUUUCGGAUUAUUAAUGAGACGUGAUCUGGAAACAAAUGCAUCAAACAAGCCAAGAUAAUUACAUAUUCUUAACUUAUUAGAAGACCAUUUUUGACAUCUGUGUCUUUUGUUUAUGGGCCUUUCAUUUUUCUGAGAUUCCUAAGUUCCAGAUUUUUGGAAUCAUAUUUGAAGAAGAUGGCCCACGUGAUUUAUUCGGUACCAAAUGGUGAUGACUUAUUAUUUUGGCCGUGAAUUAGUAAACAGUUCCACAUUUUUAUGAUAAAUUACGCUUUAAAACGAUUUUAGUAGCCUUUGAAGGUGAUAUUCCAAAGUAAGCCGACCCCGUUGAUUUUACGGUUGUCCAAUUUUAAACAUACACGAGGACAUACUAGCUUUAAGAAAUGUUGAUGUAAUUGUAGAAAAGGGCUGGUUGUGUCGCUGUGUACCAAUAAGAAAGUCAAAUACAGCGUUAGAUCUAUCGUCCCUCCCUCAUCACUGCCAGAGACCAGGGUCUACCACAGAAGAGAGCAUUUCCUCUGUCUAGGUUGCGGAGACGAGAUCAAAAUCGCAACUUUAUACAUUCUACUUUGGUGUAUAUAAUUUAUGCUUAGACUGCCGUUUAAUAGACGACAGGCCUGGCUUAGUAAAACAUUCA